Oxyura jamaicensis (ruddy duck) is the source of this 709-nucleotide messenger RNA. RefSeq names its product limb and CNS expressed 1 like (gene LIX1L). The transcript is spliced from 5 exons. Gene Ontology annotation, cellular component: cytoplasm. The record is from RefSeq and is a predicted model, not a curated record. Gene Ontology annotation, biological process: autophagosome maturation. NCBI's taxonomy places the organism in Eukaryota, Metazoa, Chordata, Aves, Anseriformes, Anatidae. The coding region runs from base 1 to 693 and encodes 230 amino acids.
AUGGCUCAAGGUCAAUGGGUCAAAGUCCAGAAAGCUAAAAAGUUUAACCUCCUCUUCCUCAUUGCCUUCAUCCUGAAAGAGCCCUGCCCACGACCACCAGGCUACAUUGCGCAGGCCCAGCCGGAAGGAGCUAAGGGCAGGGAGUAUGGAAAUGAGUACUUGGAAGAGAUCUGCCUUUUCGGGGAAAAUAAUGAAUAUGUAUUAGAGCUCAUCGAGGCGGGGACGCGGCGGAGGGGGCGGCCGAGCUGCAGCCCCCGCCUGCGACGUCUCUCACAGGGCGAUCGGGAGGAGGCCGACAACCCCAACACCGGGAUCGGCGCCUUCCGCUUCAUGCUGGAGUCCAACAAGGGGAAAUCCAUGCUGGAGUUCCAGGAGCUGAUGACGGUUUUCCAGCUGCUGCACUGGAACGGCAGCCUCAAGGCCAUGCGGGAGAGGCAGUGCUCGCGGCAGGAGGUGCUGGCCCACUACUCCCACCGCGCCCUGGACGACGACAUCCGCAACCAGAUGGCCACGGACUGGGUGAACCGGGAGCAGAGCAGCCCGGGGGCCCUCUCCCGAGAGCUGGCGGCCACCGAGAGGGAGCUGGACGAGGCUCGCCUGGCCGGCAAGGAGCUGCGUUUCCACAAGGAGAAGAAAGACAUCCUCAUGCUGGCGGCCGGCCAGCUGGGGGGCGCGCACCCCCCCCACUGCUAGGGGCGCUCCUCGCCCC